Molecule: messenger RNA, 1482 nt
Organism: Lodderomyces theae
Lineage: Eukaryota; Fungi; Ascomycota; Pichiomycetes; Serinales; Debaryomycetaceae
Product: sterol esterase
Exons: 1
Coding region: 1-1482 (493 amino acids)
Biological process (GO): lipid metabolic process
Source: RefSeq, a predicted model, not a curated record
AUGAAAGAUGAAAGUAAAGGGGAACGUGGGCAGGAGCUACGCUACAAUUGGUUUCAGAAAUAUGCCAUUAUAUUAAUCAGCUCCUUGUGCUCGGUCGUUUACAUGACAAUUUUAUGUACUGGUGCCGUAAUUCAUGAUUGGUACCAAGGAAUCAAGGGCGAGAAUCGGUUGAAGCCACCAGAUGUUGAAGUACGUGCCCACGGGUAUGUACCUAGGGUAGCAUAUGACAAUAUAAAGUCUCUCAAGGCAACUGACAACUUGCAAUACUAUCUCCAAGCAUUGGGUUUAGAUUUAGAGGAAUACAGCGUUACCACCGCCGACGGCUAUAUUCUUGUAUUGCACCACAUAAUAGAUCCAAAGGAAACGCAAGAGCAAAGGGAUUUGAGAAAACCCGUGUUCCUCCAACAUGGGCUAUUGUCGUGUUCAGGAAACUUUAUUGCCAGCGGACGUAAUUCGUUGGCGUAUUACUUUCACGAACAAGGGAAAGACGUUUGGAUGGGAAACAACCGCUCAUGGUUUAAAGCACAACACGCAACUAUCAAGGGUAAUUUGUACAAUAGUGAAUUAUACUGGAAGUGGGGGAUGAAAGAGUUGGCGUAUCAAGACUUGCCUGCCAUGAUUGAAACGGUGAUGAUCAUGAAGCCAAAACAUACUAAACUCACUUUGUUUGGACAUCUGCAGGGUGGUCUUCAAAGUUUCCUUAUGUUGCUGAAUCCGCACUUUUCUUUUAUUCAUGACAAGAUUGACUUGUUUGUGCCAUUGGCACCGGCUGUAUACCCUGGUCAAAUAUUCUAUACACGAUCAUUUAUCAAAAUACUUAUCAAACUUCCUAAGUCUGCAUGGACCAUGAUAUUUGGCUUUUGCGCCAUGCUUCGAAAUUUGUGUCUUAUGCGGGACCGCAUGGCUCACUUGUGGUUGUUUGGUAAACUAGCUUAUUACUUGUUCAAGUUUUUAUUCGGAUGGACAGCACGCAACUGGGGUCGAGAUAAGUUUGUGUGGCAUAUUCUCUUCAUUUACUGCAUGAGCUACGUGUCAGUGGAAUUGAUGCAGUAUUACUUGGCAAAUUUUGCAUCAGGUGGUUUCGUGGACAUGUUGCAACCUAAGGAAACAUACUUUAAUGGCGGGCAUUACUCUGCCGAAACUUUUAAAUCGAACGAUGCCGAGAUGACGUUUCCCUAUUGUAGCUCGUGGUUUAAAAAUACUCGCAAGGUGCCGAUGCUUAUAUUUUCUGGUGACGAUGAUUACCUCGUGGAUGGGAAACGAUUAGUCUCGCAUAUGCAACAUUAUGAACCAGACUAUACAGAAGGCCAAAAUUUCAAAUACUACAAUAUACCGACUUACAACCAUCUAGAUAUAUGUUGGGCAGAGGACGUUAUCGGUACAGUUGGAUAUGCUGUUUGUAGGGAAUGGGAGCGGUUAGAAAAUUCUGAAAAUGGGGAGAUGGGUGAAAAGGUGGCAACUAGUGGGACACUUGAAGAAUAA